This is a messenger RNA of Xiphias gladius (swordfish), 1685 nucleotides long. RefSeq names its product centrosomal protein of 55 kDa-like. Gene Ontology annotation, biological process: regulation of phosphatidylinositol 3-kinase/protein kinase B signal transduction; mitotic cytokinesis. The transcript is spliced from 11 exons. The record is from RefSeq and is a predicted model, not a curated record. The coding region runs from base 280 to 1581 and encodes 433 amino acids. NCBI's taxonomy places the organism in Eukaryota, Metazoa, Chordata, Actinopteri, Istiophoriformes, Xiphiidae.
GUAAAGCAGCGGAGUCAGUCCACCCUUCUGUUGGACCGCAGCGCCCCCCUCAGUGCCGGUGGCGGUGGUGUCAAUAAUGCCUCCUCUCCGUGCAGUCGGAAAUUAAGGCUAACCUGGUUUUUAGCAGUAAAACAUGCGAACAGUAUAGUUUCCAAACGAUUUUUUAAUUCGUAAUAGGGCGUUUUUGGCUGAGGAGAUCCAGCAUCCAAUAUCCAGUUUAAAACUCAUUCCGAUCCUCGUCGAGCAAUCUCUUGUGAUAUUUGUGAACCGGCGAUAGCGAUGGCAUCCUCCAAAUGCAAGGGUUUCCUCAGGAAAAAGCGCAAGUCAGAGCUUGAUAUGGUUGUCCGCAGCCUGAGGAAGGAGAAUGCCUAUCUGAAGAAGACCCUGUCUGAUUUGUCUCGUCAGCAUUCAGAACAUUACAAGCUAGUAGAGAGAUUUCUCUCCCUUGAAAGUGUAAGGCUGGAGAGUCCUCAGCAGCUGGUGGCCAAAGACGAGAAGACUGCUUUGCCAUCGGAGCAGCUGAGUAAGAAAGGAGGGAACCCAAAGGACGUAGUGAGAAUAUCUGGUUACGCCACAGAGACUGAAGAAAUCAAGAACAAGCUUGUGAGCAUCUCAACUAGGUGUCAGUUUCUCGAGAGCAAAGUUACAGGGAAGAAGGACUCAGAGUCAGCUGAACAGGCCUCAAACACCAAAAUAACAGAGCUCCAAAAUCACCUCAGAGAUGCCUUGGAGAAGAACAAGCAGUGGCUGGAAUAUGACCAGCAGAGAGAGGCCUAUGUGAGGGCAAUUAUGGCCAGAAUGUUAUGGCUGGAGAAGCAGCUGAACGAAGCCAAUCAGGCCCGCUCACAGCAGCACAAUGAAGACCAUUCAGACGAGAAGGGGCGAAUACGCCAAAUGCAGGAGCACUAUGAAAGACUCUUACAGAAAGCCAAAGACAAGCUGAAGGUGCUCAAGGAGCAGGUCGACAUCACCCAGCAGAAUCUGAUAAUAACCCAAAACUGGUACAAGGGAAGGGAGAUGGAGGUGGAGGAGCUCAAGCAGCAGCUGCAGACUGAACAAAUAAGCAGAAAAAGUGCAACAGAAGAUCAUCAUUGCUCUGAGGAUGAAGAGCAACAGCUGAGAGAUGAGAUCAAAGAGCUCCAGUGCAGACUGGAUGAGGAGAAGCGUAGGUCAGCCAGCUUUGAGCUGCAGGCGAAUCUCGCUCAGAAGUUUAUGUUAAAUCGUCAUUAUGCAGACCAGGAAAAGAUUGCAGACCUGGAGCGACAGAUCAAGAUUUCUUCACAAGACCUUGCGGAUGAGAUGCAGGAUUGUUCGUAUUUAAAGAAGCAAAUGGUACGAGUUCUGAAGAUGCUGCAAAAAACUAAAGACCAUUUGACAAAACAAUCAAAGAGAGACCAGCAGGAUUGCAACUCAAGUGAAGCAACACACCCACCCUCCCAGCUCUCCAGAGACAGCCUGAUGUCCUCCACUCACAGCAGCUUGCUGAAUGAAAGCUUCCUGGAGUGUCCCAGCUGCCAGGCCGAGUACCCCGCCAGUCAGUACCGAGAACUGAUGAACCACCUGGAAAUCUGUCUCGACUGAGCUGAGCUUCGAACCUAUUUAGUUCUGUGAUAUGGAUUGAUUUUGAUCCGUUCUGUUUAACCAGAGGUAAAAGUUAUCUUAAUAAACUACAUCGUUCAGUUGCU